CUGUGCCCGCCGCUGAGGCCAUUGUCCGGCCCUGUGGUGGCGGAGGCAGGUUUGCGAAGCUGGCCCUUACUCAGGACAGCACCGCCGCGAACAGAGACUGCAGCGGGCGCUAGAGGGGCGGUCCCGAGGUCGCGGAUCCCGAAGCCCCGGAGGCGGUGAUUCCCAGUGCCGUGGGUAGGAGGCUGGACUCCCGGCCUCGCCCACCAUCCUGCGGGCGGACUGGGCGUGGCGAGGCGGCCAGGGCCUUUCAUUUGGCCUUGGGGGAGAUGCAGGCGGAGGCGGUCUCCUUCGGCCCUUUGGGCUGAAGUGGCUGCAGGGCUGCAGGGAUAGGGCGGCGGGGUAGCGGGAUGAGUGGAUCCUGUCCUCUCUCCUCAGCCCCGGAUCGUAGCCAGCACACACUGAGGCAGGAAUGGCCCCGAGGCCUCCGAUGGUCACGCCCCAGCAAGGUCUGUUCCUGGACUUUGGGAGGAGCAUUUGUGGAGUUGAUCCCUACCUGAGCAGGCCUGUGAUCCCACAGGAGUCCGUGACAUUCAAAGAUGUGGCUGUGGACUUCACCCGGGAAGAAUGGCACCACGUGGGCCCUGCCCAGAGGAGCUUAUACAGGGACGUGAUGCUGGAGAACUACAGCCACCUGGUCUCUCUCGGGUAUCAGGUGUCCAAGCCAGAGGUGAUCUUCAAAUUGGAGCAAGGAGAAGAGCCGUGGAUAUCAGAGAGAGAAAUCCAGAGACCUUUCUGUCCAGACUGGAAGACCAAGCCUGAAACCAAGCCGUCAAGUCUUCGGCAGGGCACAUCUGGAGGAUCCCACAGUACAGAUGUUCUGUCACGUGCCACACAGGGAGAUCCCUGGGAUGUCAGGAUCCAGAGGCACCAGGAGAGUUGGGGGAGACAUCUGGGACCAGAGGCAUCGGCCCAGAAAGAAAUAGCCACUCUGGAGACAAAUCUGGAGCAAAAUAAAUUUGACGAAGACUCUAGAUUGAGCACAGACUUGGUCCCACAACUAGACAUGCCUUCAAGUGUGAGGCCCAGUGGCUGUGAAACACUUGGAAAUAACUUGGAGUUAGUUACUCGGAAUAGUGUCCUUGCAAAAAAGAAGCCUUAUAAAUGUGAUAAAUGUCGAAAGUCAUUUAUUCACAGAUCAUCCCUUAAUAAGCAUGAGAAAAUUCAUAAAGAUGAUGCUUAUCCCAAUGGUACAGACCAAGGCAUCUAUCCUGGAAGGAAACAUCAUGAAUGUACUGAUUGUGGGAAGACCUUCCUCUGGAAAACACAGCUUACUGAACAUCAGAGAAUUCACACUGGGGAAAAGCCCUUCGAGUGUACUGUGUGUGGGAAGGCCUUCAGGCACAGCUCAUCCCUCGGUCAGCAUGAAAAUGCACACACAGGAGAGAAGCCUUACCAGUGUAGUCUCUGUGGGAAAGCCUUCCAGCGCAGUUCCUCCCUCGUUCAACACCAGAGAAUCCACACUGGAGAAAAACCCUACCGAUGCAAUCUCUGCGGGCGGUCAUUCAGGCAUGGUACCUCCCUCACUCAACACGAGGUUACACACAGUGGAGAGAAACCCUUCCAGUGCAAGGAGUGCGGGAAAGCCUUUAGUAGAUGUUCUUCGCUUGUCCAGCACGAGAGGACUCACACCGGAGAGAAGCCUUUUGAAUGUAGCAUAUGUGGGAGGGCUUUUGGGCAGAGCCCAUCCCUCUACAAGCAUAUGAGGAUUCACAAAAGAGGCAAGCCUUACCAAAGCAGCGACUCCAGCAUGGCUUUGGAGCCCAAUGCAUCUCUGAUUCCAGGUGAAAGUGCACUUCCUGAAGUGAAUUCGCACCAUCGUGAUAACUGUGGGGAAGACUUCAGUCACAUCGCAGAUUUCACGGACCAUCAGAGGGUCCAUGCUGGAGAGACAUCCUAUGACGCUGAGCAGUCUGUGUCUCGGCCCGGAGAGAAGCCUUACCAGUGUAAUGUAUGUGGAAAAGCUUUUAAAAGGAGCACAAGUUUCAUAGAGCAUCAUAGAAUUCACACUGGAGAGAAACCCUACGAAUGUAACGAAUGCGGAGAAGCCUUCAGUCGGCGCUCCUCACUGACCCAGCACGAGAGAACCCACACUGGAGAGAAACCCUAUGAAUGUAUCGACUGUGGCAAAGCCUUCAGUCAGAGCUCAUCCCUUAUUCAGCAUGAAAGAACACACACCGGGGAGAAACCCUAUGAAUGUAAUGAAUGUGGGCGUGCCUUUAGAAAGAAAACCAACCUGCACGAUCACCAGAGAAUCCAUACUGGAGAAAAACCUUACGCUUGUAAGGAAUGUGGGAAAAACUUCAGUAGGAGCUCAGCUCUUACUAAACACCAGAGAAUUCAUGCACGAAACAAACUGUAGGAAAGCGAAAAUUAUGGAACGGGUAGGAAGCUUUGUCUAAAGUACUGUCCCAAUCUAGUAUCAGGAUUCUGAAAGUUUGGAAAUGUAAAUAUGUUUUUGUACCCUGCAUAUGGAAAAAACUGUGCCAAGAGACAGGUUUUUUUUUUUUAAAUAAAAGCCACUCUUUUCUAUUUGA
Molecule: messenger RNA, 2534 nt
Organism: Alexandromys fortis (reed vole)
Lineage: Eukaryota; Metazoa; Chordata; Mammalia; Rodentia; Cricetidae
Gene: Zfp90
Product: ZFP90 zinc finger protein
Exons: 4
Coding region: 410-2359 (649 amino acids)
Biological process (GO): regulation of DNA-templated transcription
Source: RefSeq, a predicted model, not a curated record